Aspergillus costaricaensis CBS 115574 is the source of this 993-nucleotide messenger RNA. RefSeq names its product Mth938-like domain-containing protein. The record is from RefSeq and is a predicted model, not a curated record. Gene Ontology annotation, biological process: mitochondrial respiratory chain complex I assembly. Gene Ontology annotation, cellular component: mitochondrial inner membrane. NCBI's taxonomy places the organism in Eukaryota, Fungi, Ascomycota, Eurotiomycetes, Eurotiales, Aspergillaceae. The transcript is spliced from 2 exons. The coding region runs from base 129 to 839 and encodes 236 amino acids.
GCCAACUUCUUCGACUCGCCUCGAGAACCUCACACGGUCGGAUGACUUUACGGUCUUUUUGAUACUCUAUACUCACUUAGAAGAAAAUAGAGGCCUUUGCAGUAUUACACAACACCAAACGCCUAAUAAUGCACCCUCCGUCUCCCCAACUUCUCCGCGCCUUGCGCACCUCUAUCUCCCCCAACUGCGGCGCCAGCGCAAUCUGCACACAACUCGCAUCUCGCUCAAUCUCCCCUCUCGCUCGGAUUACCCCCUCCACCCUCACUCUCCACCGCUACAACAGCAACGAUGCUCGCCCGACCCGGAUGAUCCCUCGUGCUCACAGCGCAAAGCCCUCCAGCCGAGACCGCGGCCCGCCGUCCAAGGAAGACACCCAGACGGACUUUGGUGCACUCAACGUGCUAGGCAAUAUCCCCGCCCCGACAACCGCUAUCGACGCUACUCUAGAUACGGGAUUUCAUCUAGACAAUGGCGUCAAGAUCACCGGUGGGAACGGAGUGUUCCUUGUUGGCGGAGAAGCCUUUGUCUGGCGGCCGUGGCAGGGUGCUGAAGCAGGGAAGAACAGUAUGGUCAAUCAGAAGGGCCAGUUUGAGGUCCCGGAGCAUGCGUGGGGAAUUUUGGAUCUUGUUUGGCCUCGUCCGGAUAUGUUGAUUAUUGGUAUGGGAGAGACUGUGUUUCCUCUGUCGCCGGAGACCAAGAGACAUAUCAAUUCUCUGGGAGUUCGGGUGGAAGUGUUGGACACGAGGAAUGCUGCUGCGCAGUUUAAUUUGCUGGCUACGGAGCGAGGUGUGUCGGAGAUUGCUGCGGCUAUGAUUCCGAUCGGUUGGAAGGGGAGGUAGAGUCUUUUUUGAGCUGGUGUCUGAGCGGUCAUAUUAGGGGUUAUUGGACCCUGGAUACUAUGGGGCUACCCGAUGGCUCGCUGUGAUAUUUUGGGGGUACCGUUGUGUAUGUUAUUGUUAUCUUGGGGAAGUCAUCUCCCUUUUAGAAUGUCCC